Messenger RNA from Perognathus longimembris pacificus (Pacific pocket mouse), 1183 nucleotides. RefSeq names its product translocase of inner mitochondrial membrane 29 (gene Timm29). The transcript has 2 exons. The record is from RefSeq and is a predicted model, not a curated record. The coding region runs from base 8 to 817 and encodes 269 amino acids. Gene Ontology annotation, cellular component: TIM22 mitochondrial import inner membrane insertion complex. Gene Ontology annotation, biological process: protein insertion into mitochondrial inner membrane. NCBI's taxonomy places the organism in Eukaryota, Metazoa, Chordata, Mammalia, Rodentia, Heteromyidae.
UCCGGAGAUGGGACUGCUGGUCCGGAAGAGCAUGGCGGCGGCCGCUCUGAGGAGAUUUUGGUCCAGAGGCCACGGAGCGACGUCGGUUGAUCCCGCGGCGGCCAAGCCGCGCGUGUGGGGCCGGCUGGGCGCCUGGGCCCGCGCGCUGAUCCGGGACUACGCAGAGGCGUGUGGGGACGCGGCGGCGGCCGCUCGGGCCCGGCCGGGGUGCGCAGCGCUCUACGUGGGGCUGCUGGGCGGUGCGGCGACCUGCUGCGCGCUAGCGCCGGGCGAGGAGGACUUCGAGGAGUCGCUGCUGGACGCGUCGGGGUCGCUUCUGUUACUGGCGCCGGUCACGCGCAACCGCGACUCGGAGGCCUUCGUGCAGCGGCUGCUAUGGCUGCGGGGCCGCGGGCGCCUGCGCCACGUGAACCUGGGACUGUGCUCGCUCGUGUACGAGGCGCCCUUUGAUACCCAGGCUAGCCUCUACCAAGCCCGCUGCCGCUACCUGCAGCCCCGCUGGGUCGACUUCCCAGGCCGAAUCCUGGAUGUGGGGUUCUUGGGGCGCUGGUGGAUCUUGGGGACUCGGAUGCGCGAUUGCGACGUCAACGACGACGAGUUCCUCCACCUGCCCGUCCACCUGCGUGUGGUCGGGCCGAAUCAUCUGCGCUCCGAGGCCAACGAGCGGCUCUUCGACGAGAAAUACCGAGCCGUGGUGCUCACCGACGACCAGGUAGACCAGGCGCUAUGGGAGGAGCAGGUGCUGCAGAAGGAGAGAAAGGACAGGAUUGCCCUGAGCGAAGCCGACUCGCUGGUGCAGCCCCAGGUGGCCCAGUGAGCCCCCCGGGAAGUCCUGGCAAGCUGCUGGGCGAAGGGUGCGGCUGGGGAGACUGAGAUCAAUUCUGGGCGCACAUUCCUUGGGCCGCAUCCGUCCUUUUUUCUUUAGCUGAAGCUAGUUCAGAGCCUUAUUAGUCUUGGGCAGGGAAUGGAGGGGGUAGGAGGAUAGCUGGUAAUGAGCCUUUUACCAGAGCGAUUUUCCAGGUGGAAUGUGAUUUGGCAUACCUGAGAUCCCAGGUUCUAUUCUCAUCCUUACAAAAACAACAGGAUCCUAUUUUUUUCACUUUAUUUAUAUCCACAAGUGCUUGCAGAUGGAGGUUGCAUUCUGACAUGUCCAUUUAUGUGCCCAGUGCAUCUUGAUCAAAGU